Alternaria alternata is the source of this 783-nucleotide messenger RNA. RefSeq lists its product as hypothetical. The transcript is spliced from 2 exons. The coding region runs from base 1 to 783 and encodes 260 amino acids. NCBI's taxonomy places the organism in Eukaryota, Fungi, Ascomycota, Dothideomycetes, Pleosporales, Pleosporaceae. The record is from RefSeq and is a predicted model, not a curated record.
AUGCUCCCCGGAGGAUUACUAGACUGCGUUCCAGUAGGAACUGGCCCAGUGCCCCCUGGUCUGCUACUAGACGGUAUUACGAUGGGGAAUGGGCUAGUGCCGCCUGGAGUGCUACCACUUGGCUUUCCAGCCGAACUUGGAGGAUUGAUGCUGCCGGGAGUGCUACUAGAACGCCUUCUACUUUCGCUCGGAAGAUGGAUGCCGCUAGGAGUGCUGCUACCAGAAAUACUAGAAGGGAUAAUGGGGGUAGCUCCUGAAGUGCUGCUGGUCAAGAUACCAGGAGGAAUGACGAUGAUACCUCCUGGAGUGCUGCUACUCUGGACCGAAGUUGGAUUGUCGCUUGAGAUUGCACUACUCGAGGGUUAUACAGAGCUAGCAGGUGGCACCGAAGACCCAGUAGCUGUAGUACUACCAGUAGGAUUACUCCAGACGCUUGAAGGGGAGGCAGAGGCACCAGGAGAGCUCGAUACUCUAGAGGACAAGAUCGCGGAUGAUCCAGUAACUGAGCUUGCUGAGACGGCAGAAGAUGGUACAGAGCCACUUGCAGCACUAGACCAAGCCGAUGACCCUGCGAGUGGAGAGGUUGCAGGUGUAGAGGAACCGGAAGCAGAGCUCGCCGGAGGUGGUGCAGCGAAGGUCCCUGAAGAUGGUGCAGCAUUGGUACCAGAAGAUGGCUUAACAGGAGUUCCAGAAGGUGUUGGAAUAACUAUUCCAGAAGGUGGCGGAGUAGAGAUCCCAGAGGAUGGUGUAGCAGAGUUUGCUGGGCCUGAAGACGCAGUCUGA